This is a messenger RNA of Carya illinoinensis, 885 nucleotides long. Its product is annotated as putative receptor-like protein kinase At3g47110. Gene Ontology annotation, molecular function: protein binding. Lineage: Eukaryota; Viridiplantae; Streptophyta; Magnoliopsida; Fagales; Juglandaceae. The transcript is spliced from 3 exons. The coding region runs from base 1 to 885 and encodes 294 amino acids. The record is from RefSeq and is a predicted model, not a curated record.
AUGUCUAGUUUUAGUAUUGAUGCAAAAAUUCUCAACAUUACCACUGAUCAAUCUGCUCUUCUUGCCUUGAAAGCUCAUAUUUCUUAUGACCCUCACCAUAUUUUGACAACAAAUUGGUCCUCCACUACUUCAGUUUGCCAUUGGGUCGGUGUCACCUGUGGUUCCAGGAAUAAUCGGGUUACAGCCUUGAACCUUUCUAACAAUGGUUUUGUAGGAACAAUUCCUCCACAUAUAGGAAACCUUUCAUUUCUUGUCAGCUUAAGCAUCAGGAACAAUAGUUUUCAUGGCUCAAUGCCAAACGAAUUGUCUCAUCUUUUUCGCUUGGAACUCUUGCAUUUCGGAUACAAUGAAUUUAGUGGAGAAAUCCCGUCAUGGAUAGGAUUGCUAACCAAACUUCAAGUUUUAAUUCUUGUAACCAACAAUUUCGAAGGUACUAUCCCAUCAUCUCUAUUUAACAGUACAUCUUCAUUGCAACAAAUUGUACUUGAAGAUAAUCAACUUUGGGGCUCUAUACCAUCCUCUAUCUUCGAGAUCAUGUCUACCUUGAAAGUAAUUUCUCUAGCAGAAAACAAGUUUUCAGGUCCAAUGCCCUCCAUUUUCUUCAACAUGUCUUCACUGCAAUAUAUUGAUUUCAGCAAUAAUACGCUAUCUGGUACACUACCACCGGAAGUAGGCAACUUAACCAUGCUUACAAUUUUAAACCUUGCCAAUAACAACUUCGAAGGUAGUCAGCUCCCAUCCUCUUUGUUCAAGUGCAAACAGCUGCAAUUUUUAAACUUGAUGUCUAGUAAUUUCACAGGAAAACUAUCACCCGAAAUAGGGAACUUAACCAAGCUCACAUUUUUAAGUCUUGGCUACAACAACUUCGAAGGUACGUCCAAAUGA